Molecule: messenger RNA, 3415 nt
Organism: Peromyscus eremicus (cactus mouse)
Lineage: Eukaryota; Metazoa; Chordata; Mammalia; Rodentia; Cricetidae
Gene: Mfsd1
Product: major facilitator superfamily domain containing 1
Exons: 15
Coding region: 1000-2394 (464 amino acids)
Biological process (GO): transmembrane transport
Cellular component (GO): lysosome
Molecular function (GO): transmembrane transporter activity
Source: RefSeq, a predicted model, not a curated record
CCUGUACUUCCCCAUUCCCCCUUUGGGAUCUCUUUGAGGGCCAACCUAGAAAUCUGGGAGACACUCAAAAGUCCUCCUCUUCUUCCAGAUCUCGUCCGCCAUGGUUUAAACACAUCCCUUGCCUUGUAGGCAAGUCUUUGGAACUCUGCGCCAUUCCUAUGGACUCCCCAGAGUCAGGCUUGGAGCCUCUCACUUCCACUUCGGCUGCAUGUUUCAGAGCUACUUAGCACCCAGCCUUGCAACACUCCAAAUUCUACGGCAAAGACUUGGGACACCUGGAAAAGAGCGGUAGCAGGCUGCGCUGCCCAAUCGAGUUCCUCAAACCAAACCGAGUGGUCUUGAUACGCUGCUGGACAACUUUGAAUGGCUCCUCAUUUAGGACGUUUCACGUUUCUACUCUGGACUUCCUUCUCUUAUUCGAAGAUCAAUAUAAACGUGUAAUUAUAAACGUAUAAAACCCAGGUCAGACAUUUGUGAGGAAUUCAACGCCCAUUCCCGCUGCAGUCAUUCGGCCAGCCGCCCUCCACAUGAUCAGUUUCUAUCCAUCUCCCCACGUAAAUUCUCUCACCCGUAUGAUCGAGGUGGGAGAACUUGGCCCCUUCCCAGUACAUAAGUGCUAGAUACAUGCGGUCUGGGAGCAUGAAGAGUUGGCGAAGUGAGGGAGAGGAGGACUCAGCUGUGAGAAGGACGCUGCAUUUUGGGGUCCCUAGCUGCUCAAGCCGAGCCAUCCACUGGGGAUUCUGCAUCGGCACACCCUCCCGGUCUUAAAUCAGACGCUAACCGGCAGAGGGCCGGGUCCGACCCACCUCACCUCAUCCCACCCACAUUGGCAGAGCGGAGAAUGCGGCAUACAAAUGCCCCGCCACCACGUGGACAGCGGUUCACGUGAGCACGGGGGCCGGGCGUGACCGGCGGGAGUCACGUGAGCGCACGCGGUCACGUGAGCGCUGUCCCUGCAGCCCGGCUUUUGCUUCCUGCUCCGCUCCGAUCUGCGGGCCGAUGGAGGAGGAGGAUGAGGAGGUGCGGGCGCUGCUUGGGGACCGCCCCGAGGGGGACAGCGCGGUCCGGGGCGCCCCGCGCGCUCUGCCCGCGCUCUGCGACCCCAGCCACCUGGCGCACCGGCUCGUGGUGCUGCUGCUGAUGUGCCUCCUUGGCUUCGGUAGCUAUUUUUGCUAUGACAGUCCCGCUGCCCUCCAGACUCAGGUUAAACGGGACAUGCAAGUGAAUACUAUGAAAUUCAUGCUGCUGUACGCCUGGUAUUCUUGGCCCAAUGUAGUGUUGUGUUUCUUGGGUGGCUUUUUGAUAGACCGAAUAUUUGGAAUACGAUGGGGCACAGUCAUUUUCAGCUGCUUCGUUUGCAUUGGACAGGUUAUUUUUGCACUGGGUGGAAUAGUUAAUGCGUUUUGGCUGAUGGAGUUUGGGAGGUUUGUCUUUGGGAUCGGUGGAGAGUCCUUAGCAGUUGCCCAGAAUACGUAUGCUGUGAGUUGGUUUAAAGGCAAAGAAUUAAACCUGGUGUUUGGACUCCAACUCAGCAUGGCCAGAAUUGGAAGCACCGUGAAUAUGAACCUCAUGGGAUGGCUGUAUACUAAGAUUGAAACUGCACUGGGUUCAUCCGGCCAUACGACCCUGGGAGUGACACUCAUGAUUGGGGGUGUGACAUGCAUUCUUUCACUAAUCUGUGCCUUGGUCCUUGCUUAUUUGGACCGGAGAGCAGAGAAAAUCCUUCAUAAAGAACAAGGAAAAACAGGUGAAGUCAUUAAGCUGACUGAUAUAAAGGACUUCUCCUUACCCCUGUGGCUGAUCUUCCUCAUCUGCAUCUGCUACUACGCAGCGGUGUUCCCUUUCAUCGGGCUGGGCAAAGUUUUCUUCAUAGAGAAAUUUCGAUUUUCUUCCCAGUCAGCAAGUGCAAUUAACAGUAUCGUGUAUGUCAUAUCAGCUCCCAUGUCCCCGGUAUUCGGACUCCUGGUGGAUAAAACUGGGAAGAACGUCAUCUGGGUUCUGUGUGCAGUUGCUACCACCCUUGUGUCCCACAUGAUGCUGGCCUUCACCUUUUGGAACCCCUGGAUUGCUAUGAGUCUCCUGGGAUUCUCCUACUCAUUGCUUGCCUGUGCCUUGUGGCCAAUGGUGGCAUUUGUAGUUCCCGAGCACCUGCUGGGGACUGCAUAUGGAUUCAUGCAGUCCAUUCAGAACCUCGGGCUGGCCGUCAUCUCCAUCCUUGCUGGCAUGAUACUGGAUACUGGGGGAUACUUGCUUUUGGAGGUGUUCUUCAUUGCCUGUGUUUCCUUGGCACUUUUUGCCGUGGUCUGUCUGUAUUUGGUGAACCGUGCCCGAGGUGGGAAUCUAAAUUAUUCUGCGAAACAAAGGGAAGAAUUAAAACUUUCUCAUACCGAGUGAGUACCCAGAGGGAGAAAAUUGUAUCCUGAAAAUUUUAACUGUGAGCAUUUUAUUUCAAGUUUGAUUUGGACUUUAAAGAUAUGAGUUGUUUUCUUGAUUUUUAAGAGCUCACAGGUCUGGAAAGAGCAUUACAAGAUCCGUACUUAAUUCAGAAAAUUUAAGGUGAAUAUCAAGUCUUAAAGGCAGAAUUGGAAAAGAAGUGAGCUUGCCUUCUGGGCAGUGCAGGUUGUGGGAUUUGAGUUUAGUGGAGCAAGGCCUGGCCCUCCACCCUGUGCUGGGCUGUGCCCUUCUGUUCUUCCAGUCCGCCUUUUAAAAAGUAAUUAAGGUAACGUUUCAUCUUGCCCUGUGUUCUGCUGUCAUUCUGUUGCUGGGAUAAAAUGCCCUGGCCAGAAGCAGCUUGGGGAGGAAACUGUUUCUUCUAGGUCACAAUCUCAUCCAUCACUGAGAGAGGUCGGGGCAAGGAGCCUGAAGCCGAAGGCUGCCUGCUGACUCCCUCUCACUGGCUCACGCUUACCUGCCUUUCAUGUACAGCCCAUGGCUGCCUGUGUAGGGAUGAUGCUGUCCCACGUGCACUGGGAUGCAUCAAUUAGCAAUCAGGUCAGUGCCCCACAGAUGGGCCCACAGAUUUGCCAGUCUGACCUAGGCAGGUCUUCAGUUUAUUUAAACAGCACGUGUGUUACAUUCUGUCCCUGGGGACUCUAGGCUGUCCAGCUGGCAUCCUAAUAUCAGUAUGCUGUUCGCUUUUUUCAGAUUCCUUCAUAACAGAUGAAAGACUGUAGUGUGGGGUUAUGUUAUUGUUUUAUAAGUACGUGCUAAAACAUGAUGGUAAUUCUGUUUCCUGUUAUUUCUAAAGAUUCUAGCCACUAAACUUAUGAUUUAAAGAUGUAUUUGUAAACAUACACGUCAUCUGAUGUUAAGUUUUGUGACUUGAAUAGGUUGAAGUCUGGCAUAAUAGCCUGUGUUUUUUAAAGCAGGAUGGUGCUCUUGUUUUUCAUGUUAAAAGUUGGAAAUGAAAGGUUUC